UCCACGACAACACCGCCGCCCCCAGUCUCUCCCCCCGUCAACUCUCACCCCCAGAGACCAUCACGACAAUCGGCAAAAAUGGCGGACAACGACUCCCCCGUCACCCUCCGAACUCGCAAGUUCAUCCGCAACCCUCUGCUGGGCCGCAAGCAGAUGGUCGUUGACAUCCUCCACCCCAACCGCGCCAACAUCUCCAAGGAUGAGCUCCGCGAGAAGCUCGGCGGCCUCUACAAGGCCCAGAAGGACCAGAUCUCCGUCUUCGGUCUCCGAACCCAGUACGGUGGCGGCAAGACCACCGGCUUCGCCCUCGUCUACGACUCCCCCGAGGCCAUGAAGAAGUUCGAGCCCCAGUACCGAUUGGUGCGGGUUGGCCUCGCCACCAAGGCCGAGCGUGCCUCGCGACAGCAGCGCAAGCAGCGCAAGAACCGACAAAAGACCCUCCGCGGAACGGCAAAGGUCAAGGGUGCCAAGGCGAAGAAGGACAAAUAA
This is a messenger RNA of Fusarium keratoplasticum, 489 nucleotides long. Its product is annotated as 40S ribosomal protein S24. The transcript has 3 exons. The record is from RefSeq and is a predicted model, not a curated record. Gene Ontology annotation, biological process: translation. Gene Ontology annotation, molecular function: structural constituent of ribosome. Bases 79 to 489 code for a protein of 136 amino acids. Gene Ontology annotation, cellular component: ribosome. Lineage: Eukaryota; Fungi; Ascomycota; Sordariomycetes; Hypocreales; Nectriaceae.